CCUUCGAGCCCACCUUUUUCUAUAUAAAACCGCAAACUUGUCUUGUUUUCUUAGCAGAGCAAAUAGUGAAAUUUGCGCUUUCUAACAAGCUUAAAGAGUUAAAGCGAGGAUGUCAGGGGUAUCAGUGGUGUUCUUGUUCGUGCUCUGUCUUUUUGCCACUCUCGUCCGAGGAUUGCACGACAAUGAGAGGAAGCCAUACAUUGUAUACAUGGGAGAAGUGCCGGAGGCCAAAACCAGUAUCGAGGACGAACACCACAACCUGCUCAUGGCGGCAAUCGGAGAUGAGGACACAGCAAGACAAGCCAAGAUCUACAGUUAUGGUAAGAGCUUUAAUGGGUUUGCGGCCAGGCUCUUGCCACGGGAAGCUCAGAAGCUAUCAGAUGAAGACACAGUCGUGUCGGUGUUUGCCAACACAAAACGGAAACUUCACACGACUCGAUCUUGGGACUUCCUAGGAAUGCCAGAGACCUCGGGGAGAAGAAACUCCAAGGUUGAGAGUAACAUUAUCAUAGGCCUUCUAGAUACAGGCAUCUAUGUAAACGCCCCAAGUUUUGAUGACAAUGGCUUUGGACCUGCCCCAGCCAAAUGGAAAGGCAAAUGUAUGAAGGGUGUCAACUUCACUGGCUGCAACAACAAGGUGAUUGGUGCGAAGUACUUCAACCUGGACAAUAUCGCGACCGGACCAGUGACCCCUGCUGAUGACGACGGCCACGGGACCCACACCUCGUCCACUGCAGCUGGCGUAGCUGUGAAAGGAGCUAGCUUUUACGGCAUAGCCAAGGGGACUGCAAGGGGAGGCGUGCCAUCAGCCCGCAUUGCCAUGUACAAAGUGUGCUGGGGAAAUGGCUGCUCUGACAUGGAUCUCUUGGCCGGUUUCGACCAUGCGAUAGCAGACGGCGUGGAUCUGAUCUCGGUGUCGAUAGGCGGUCCCUCCAAGGACUUCUUCAGCGACCCGAUCGCAAUUGGCUCGUUCCAUGCCAUGAAGCGGGGGGUUCUGACUUCCUGCUCAGGAGGGAAUGAUGGGCCUUCGGAUUACACCGUCGAAAAUGUUGCGCCGUGGAUUAUGACGGUUGCCGCAAGUAGCAUCGACAGACAGUUCCAAACAGAAUUUAAGUUAGGCAAUGGCGUAUCGUAUAAUGGACUUUCAAUCAAUACUUUUUCGCCGAAGAAGCGGAUGUACCCUUUAAUAAGCGGAACACUUGCGGCCAAUGCUAGCCAGCAGGGCUAUCUGAAUGCAAGUGCUUGUGAUUAUGGGAGCCUAAGCCAGGAGAAGGUAAAGGGAAGAGUUGUAUAUUGUGAGGGAUAUUAUGGCCAGGAUGAUACAAUCAAACAACUGGACGGGAUUGGAAUCGUCACUUCCAGUGAUAGCUCAGCGGAUGUCGACGUCGCCUUCAUCAUGUCUAUGCCUGGAACUACAGUUAGCAGCCAGGACAGUGAAAAGAUAGACCGCUAUAUUAACUCUACCAAAAAUCCUCGAGCUGUCAUAUCCAGGACAAGAACGACCAAGAUGAAUGCACCGUUCAUCGCAGCUUUCUCUUCCAGAGGACCCCAACAAAUCACGCUCAACAUCCUUAAGCCUGACCUUGCAGCACCCGGACUCAACAUACUGGCUGCUUAUUCAAAACUUCCGCCAGUGACGGAGGAUCCAUUAGACAAUCGACAUGCCACAUUUAACAUAUUAUCGGGAACGUCCAUGGCUUGUCCUCACGCGGCAGCAGCAGCAGCCUACGUGAAGAGAUUUCACCCAAAUUGGUCACCGGCCGCGAUCAAGUCUGCUCUAAUGACUACCGCCGUGCCUAUGAAAAUCAAGGACCAGUUCGCCGAGCUAAGUUCGGGGUCAGGCCAAAUAAAUCCAGUGAAGGCGGUGAAUCCCGGCCUCGUGUACGAUAUCCCUAUGAGAUCAUACAUCAGCUUCUUAUGCAAGGAAGGGUACAAUGGCACAGCCAUCGCCUUGCUCACCGGUGGCAAGAAGAAAUUCAAUUGCUCGAGCUUUAAGCCCGCACAUGGCACCGAUGGCCUAAACUACCCUUCCAUGCAUCUCCAACUCACGGAUACAAGCGCUCGCAUCUCCGCCGUCUUUUACCGAACCGUGACGAACGUUGGGCCCGUCAAAACGGUGUAUAAGGCCAGAGUGACUGCUCCAGAGGGUGUCUCCAUCCAGGUCGUCCCGGACACUCUGAAGUUCGACAAGUUGCAUGAGAACCGGUCGUUCAAGGUCGUGGUGAAGGGUGGUCGGGUAGAGAAGGGUACACACACCAUGUCAGGGUCACUUGAAUGGAGAGACUCGAGACAUCGUGUUAAGAGUCCAAUCUUAGUUUUCACCACAGACCAACCAAUUAUCGUAUAGAGUAGAUAAAAUCUUGUCUUCUGAUCUGGCUAUGUUGUCUCAACCACAAGGCUAAUCCUGUUCUGGAGCUAGAAUACGAUGCAGGUGUUUCAUUUCCUUC
Messenger RNA from Syzygium oleosum, 2447 nucleotides. RefSeq names its product subtilisin-like protease SBT4.15. Gene Ontology annotation, molecular function: serine-type endopeptidase activity. The coding region runs from base 110 to 2347 and encodes 745 amino acids. NCBI's taxonomy places the organism in Eukaryota, Viridiplantae, Streptophyta, Magnoliopsida, Myrtales, Myrtaceae. The transcript has 11 exons. The record is from RefSeq and is a predicted model, not a curated record. Gene Ontology annotation, biological process: proteolysis.